Penicillium vulpinum is the source of this 348-nucleotide messenger RNA. RefSeq lists its product as uncharacterized. Bases 1 to 348 code for a protein of 115 amino acids. The record is from RefSeq and is a predicted model, not a curated record. The transcript is spliced from 2 exons. Lineage: Eukaryota; Fungi; Ascomycota; Eurotiomycetes; Eurotiales; Aspergillaceae.
AUGCAGUUCACAACCAUAUUCACCGUCUGCAUUGCUGCCCUGACCAGCACCAUCGCUGCAAGGCCCCAUCUCUUGCCCCAUAUGUCGUACCACGGUGCACGCAUUACUCUCACGGACCUUACCAAUGAAACUACCUCCCACAGUGCUACUCCGACGGGUACACAGGGCACAGCACCCCUGUCGACGGGAUCAGCUCAUAAUAAUCGGGUUCAUGUCAACUACUGUCAUGACCUGUGUUCUUUGCAGUCUCAGACUUGCUCAAUUGCUGUACCGGAUGAUGAGAAAUUUUGCUGGUCUGUUUACUUACAAUGCACAGAGAAGUGUCAUCCUGAGAAUUACUACAAAUGA